Messenger RNA from Marchantia polymorpha subsp. ruderalis, 1635 nucleotides. The record is from the annotation of a GenBank genome assembly. NCBI's taxonomy places the organism in Eukaryota, Viridiplantae, Streptophyta, Marchantiopsida, Marchantiales, Marchantiaceae.
CUUUUGCGUUUCCGGUCUCUUAGGGGGCAUCGGAAAUUUGAUGAAUUUGCCUGUCUGGGACCCGUGCCUGACUGGGUCGAUAUGAUAUGUUCCGAACCAGGGGUCCAGGUGAUGGUCAUAGGCUGGGUCAAAUCUCAGCGCAUGCUAUUACAGGCAGGAGUUCAGGCUGUCGACAUGUUUGUCGUCCGAUUGUCUCCAUGUCGACUACGCAGGGAGAAACGUGCAAGGCAAGAGCUAGAGCUGGCUAGAGACGAACAUGGAUUCGUGAACAAAUCACGGGACUUGGAAACAAAAGGAAAAGGAAAGGGUACAAAGUGAAGUCACCAGAAGUGUGGAAGUGGAGGAGUGGCAUGCAUCAUAGUCACGGAAUACGAAAGGGUCUCCUGAUAAACUCCCACGUAAGUAAGAAGUAUGCUUUCUGACUGUCAUUCUCGAUGAGGAGAACAAUGCCACGCACGGGAGCGAAAGAAAGAUUGUGCUCUUGAUCAAGUCGGAGCUCAGGUGACUGUAUGUGUACACACGAAGAUGGCAGGAAAGUUGUACAUGGAGACAUGGCUUUAGGCCUAAUCCAGGCCAUUAGCUUACGAAUCAAGGUCAUUGUCCUUCUGGCUGAUUGCGAGUGGAAGGAGCGCUGGCUGGACACCGCUGACGUCGGAGGCGAGUAGAGUUCCAACGAGGCUCUUGCUUGAACUGGAUCGAGAGCAUACGUAAGCUGAUUCAAGUCUUUGGACCCUAGAGAACAAGCAUACAGGUUGGUCUAGAUCCGAGUAUGAAAGCCUAAACUCGUACAGACUCUAGUUAUGUUUGUACUGUAUUGCGCUAGGCCAAGGGGUCCAUGCUCCGUCUGCUCUGCCUGGUGGGGUCGCAGAUGAUAGCUCCUCCCCGGCGUCAGUCCAGACCAGUCCAGUCACUUCCAUGCCAACAUGCUGUAGCAGCAAAUUCUCAGUUGCUUGUUAACACAUACAGACGAGACGACAAGCCACAGGCCACUCAAGCCCUCCACAAGAGACAGAUGGUCAAGAACGUCCACCUUGCUUACGUACCUCAUCUCAUCAUUUUUGUAGCCAUUGUGGAAAUGGGUGCAGUAGAUUUGUCGUGGGGGAGCCAGUCUUCCAUCAUGUUUCACUCGGAGGACCGAGGACGAGGGCGAUGAGGUUCAAAGUUAGAACCAUGAAUGACCGAGUUACAGAGUGAUUGAGUGAUAGGUGAGGGCGGGCGGGCGGGCGGGCGGGCAGCAAGCACCAAGAAACACAAUGCCACCAAACAGUGAUAUCUGCGAUUGGAUUGUGGGUAGGCGUUCCCGACCGAGGCUAAAUUUAGUGGAGUGCACGUCCUCAGGUGUUAUCAAAACGACCUCAGUCGGUUUAUUCGUAGGUCCAUUCAUUCUCGGGAAUGAUGCAAGCCUGUCGAUUUGGCCAUUUGAGAUGUGGUGUUUUUGGAUGUAUCUUAUAAACGCACCGCCAAACUUGUCUGGGUGAAUUCAUUUUGUCCAUGUUUGGAGCACCACCCACUUCGAUUUAUUUAAACACAGUACCUCCUUAACACAGCCCCACAAUUGUGGGUCUCAGACACGUAGAGUUAUAUGGAAAAUAAAUACAGUCGUGUAGCGAUUAUUUUUAUGUCAACACAGAGAGG